AUCGGCUGGCUGGUAACAACGGGUCCACUCUCUCUUUCUCUACAGAAGAAGCUGAGAUAUCUGUCUCUCUCUCUAGAUUCGAUUUCGUUGCGGGCUUGUUAAUGGCGAAUCCAGGGCAAUCAAAGGGAUGGAUUAAGAAAUGGACGUCCAUGGCUUCAUCGGUUUACUUCGUCUUGAUCAUAUUCCAGAUCCCUCUCUUCAGGGUUCCAUGUAGAUCUGGUAUGUGUUCAUCGCCGAUCCAUGUGACAUCGUCUCAGUUGAUUUCUAGUGAGAUCUUUCCUGUUCCGGUGAUUAAGGCUCUCCUAUUCCCUGGUGCUGUAGUCAAUGGUCUUGCCACCAACCUGACCUUUCCAAAGUGGGAAAAUGUGUUAGAUAUCUACAAUCUCACCAAUGUGAAAGAAGCAUCUGCAGUGACCGAUCUUCAGCGCCUAGAGGUUCUUGCAGGGAGCUACUUUUCUGUAGCUGGGGCGUUUGUGGGUUUGCUAAAGCCCGGUAGGAUGAGCAUGUUUGGGUCAUUGCUACUAGUUUGGGGGCUUGUUAAAGAAGGGAUCUUAGGGAAGCCAGUAAAUACUGACCCAGCCAAAACCGUUUAUGUGUACCCGACCAUGGUGCUUGCCAUGAUCUGCGCUUUCUCUAUGAUAAAGUAUGACUUGAAGAAAGCCACGAGGGCAGCUCCAGCUCGUCCCAUUGCUAAACCUCUAAUGAGCUCUUCAAAAUCUAAGCUUAAUGCAAGAAACAAGUUUUCUCUCAUCUGUACAGAAUUCAAAGCUCUGGUUCCGUUGAAGUCACAUGAGACAUGGAUCAGAAUCAGGCUAUUACAGUCCUUCCAGGCACCUGAGAGGCUGCGAAGAUUGAACCCUGAUGCUUAUUCGCCUCGGGUUGUAUCGAUUGGGCCCUUACACUAUGGUAAAGAAGAACUUCAAGCCAUGGAAGAUCAUAAACUGAGGUACCUACAGAGUUUUAUUCCUAGAACAGCCUUAAGUUUGGAAGACCUGGUAAGAGUUGCAAGGACAUGGGAAGAAAGGGCUCGCUUUUGUUACACAGAAGAUGUAAGACUUAGUAGCGAUGAAUUUGUGAAGAUGUUAAUCGUUGAUGCAAGCUUCCUAGUAGAACUUCUUUUGAGGUCUCAGUUUGAUGUAUAUAGAGGUAUGCUAGAUAGGAUAUAUGGGAAGCAAAAGAUGAUUGUCGAUGUGAACCAUGACGUUAUGUUACUUGAAAAUCAGCUUCCAUAUUUUGUUGUCGAGGGGAUGUUUGGAUUGCUACAUGUUGACUACCAUAGGGAACUUCCACCUCUGACUCGAAUCAUUCACAACCACUUCAAGAAAUUCUGGAUGAGCAUCCCUUCAUUUUCGAGAAGCAUUUCUGAUUCAAAGAUCUGUCAUUUUGUUGACCUUCUGCGAUCUCUUCACCUGCCUUUGGUUUUGAGUUUUCCAGGAGGAAGCAUGAGAACGAUGGACUCUGUACUGAGUGCAAAAGAGAUUCAAAAUGCCGGUGUUAAGCUCCAGCCCGCAGACAACAACACCUGCGCACUUGACAUAAGCUUUGCAAACGGAGUCCUCACGAUUCCCAAAAUCAAGAUCAACGACAUCACAGAAUCUCUGUACAGAAACAUCAUCUUGUUUGAGCAAUGUCAUCGUUUAGAUGCUUACUUCAUCCACUAUAUGAGGUUCCUCAGUUGCUUCAUAAGAUCUCCCAUGGAUGCUGAACUGUUCAUUGACCACGGGAUCAUUGUGAACAGACGUGGAAAUGCAGAAGACGUUUCGAGGCUGUUCAAUAGCAUAUUGAAAGAGACAAGUUACAGCGGGUUUUACUAUAAGACAGUCUAUGGGAAUCUACAAGCGCAUUGUAAUGCGCCUUGGAACAAGUGGAAAGCAACUCUCAGACGUGAUUAUUUCCACAAUCCUUGGUCAGCUGCUUCUGUUGUGGCUGCCUGUGUACUUCUCCUUCUUACUUUCGUUCAGGCUAUAUGCUCUAUAUUAGCUUUAUGACUUGUGAGAAAGUGAAGGAUAAUCAAAUGUUAGGGAAAUAUCUCCUUUAUAAGAAGAAAUACAAACGAGGCAGAGAGGAGUGUGCAAGGCACGUGUUAUGCAGAGAACAGAAGAAACAGAAGAUUAGCAGUUAAGUGUGAGGGUUAUGUUGAAUGUUUGUAUGUGGAUCCAGUCGCCAUGAGACUGAGAUUAGGGAGAUCAUAAUCUGAGGGAUGUGAGUGAAGAUUCUAAACUCAUUUUCCUUGUUGAUUCAUUGAGUCUUUCAUUGUUCUUUGUUGUUCAUCGAUACAAUUGUGUGA
Arabidopsis arenosa is the source of this 2287-nucleotide messenger RNA. NCBI's taxonomy places the organism in Eukaryota, Viridiplantae, Streptophyta, Magnoliopsida, Brassicales, Brassicaceae. The record is from the annotation of a GenBank genome assembly.